AAGAGCCGACUACCACUACCACCACUACUGAGGAGCCGACCUCCACUACCACCACCACCACUACGACUACAGAAGAGCCGACUACCACUACCACCACCACUACUACUACAGAAGAGCCGACAACCACUACCACCACUACUACAGAAGAGCCGACAACCACUACCACCACUACUACAGAAGAGCCGACAACCACUACCACCACCACCACUACGACCGAGGAGGCGACGACUACUACUACAACUACUACAGAAGAGCCGACUACCACUACCACCACCACUACUACAGAAGAGCCGACUACCACUACCACCACCACUACUACAGAAGAGCCGACUACCACUACCACCACUACUACAGAAGAGCCGACUACCACUACCACCACUACUGCAGAGGCGACGACUACCACUACCACCACUACUACAGAAGAGCCGACUACCACUACUACCACUACUACAGAAGAGCCGACUACCACUACCACCACUACUGAGGAGGCGACGACUACCACCACCACCACUACGACCGAGGAGGCGACGACUACUACUACCACCACUACUACAGAAGAGCCGACUACCACUACCACCACUACUACAGAAGAGCCGACUACCACUACCACCACUACUACAGAAGAGCCGACUACCACUACUACCACUACUACAGAAGAGCCGACAACCACUACCACCACUACUACAGAAGAGCCGACUACCACUACCACCACUACGACCGAGGAGGCGACGACUACUACCACCACUACCACCACUACGACCGAGGAGGCGACGACUACUACCACCACCACUACUACGACCGAGGAGGCGACGACUACUACUACUACUACAGAAGAGCCGACUACUACUACUACAACUGAGGAGCCAACCUCAACCACCACCACCACCACUACGACCGAGGAGGCGACGACUACCACUACUACUACAACCGAGGAGGCGACCUCGACGACUACUAGCGACCUCAACAACAACUACCACCUCAACAACAACUACUAG
Molecule: messenger RNA, 995 nt
Organism: Aspergillus aculeatus ATCC 16872
Lineage: Eukaryota; Fungi; Ascomycota; Eurotiomycetes; Eurotiales; Aspergillaceae
Exons: 2
Source: RefSeq, a predicted model, not a curated record